AUGAGCUAUGCGGAGGAGGUCGUUUCGGCGAUUGUGGGUGGGAAGUCGGGGAUGGUGUGGUGUGGGGAGAAUGCGGAGGCGACGAGGUUUGUGGUGACGAAUCCGAAUGUUCCGGAUGGUGUUAUGGACCAGGGUGUUGUUCAAGGUACUGGGUUGGAUGUUUUGGCUGGGAAGUUGGAAUGA
Aspergillus melleus is the source of this 183-nucleotide messenger RNA. RefSeq lists its product as uncharacterized. Lineage: Eukaryota; Fungi; Ascomycota; Eurotiomycetes; Eurotiales; Aspergillaceae. Bases 1 to 183 code for a protein of 60 amino acids. The transcript is spliced from 2 exons. The record is from RefSeq and is a predicted model, not a curated record.